Molecule: messenger RNA, 2360 nt
Organism: Columba livia (rock pigeon)
Lineage: Eukaryota; Metazoa; Chordata; Aves; Columbiformes; Columbidae
Gene: PLIN1
Product: perilipin 1
Exons: 9
Coding region: 116-1645 (509 amino acids)
Biological process (GO): lipid metabolic process
Cellular component (GO): lipid droplet
Source: RefSeq, a predicted model, not a curated record
AGUGGCCGAGGCACCAGGCAUCGCUCACAGAGGACCUGGGCAAAGGGACAGUGCAGCCACCACCUUCUGCUCCUGCUCUGCUGGGGACAAGCUGCCCCUCGGAGGACGUGUCGCCAUGACAGCAAAGCAGACUCAGUCUCUGCAGAAUGGAAGUGCCAAGGAGAACGUGCUGCAGAGGGUCCUGCAGCUCCCGGUGGUGAGCUCGACCUGCGAAAGCCUCCAGCGGACCUACACCAGCACCAAGGAAGCCCACCCGCUCAUGGCCUCAGUGUGCGAGGUCUAUGAGCGGGGGGUGCAGGGUGCUGGUGCCUUGGCCAUGUGGAGCGUGGAGCCUGUGGUGCGGAGGCUGGAGCCCCAGUUUGCCGUGGCUAACAACCUGGCAUGCCGGGGCUUAGACCACCUGGAGGAGAAGAUCCCUGCCCUCCAGUACCCUGUCGACAAGCUCGCGUCCGAACUGAAGGACACCAUCUCCUCCCCCCUCCAAAGUGCCAAAAGCACCAUUGGCAACUCCGUGGAUAAGAUCAAGGAGCUGGCGGCGGAAGGCUACGAAGCCACCAAGAGCACCGUGGAAACAACAGCAAAGUACACGAGGAGGAACUCGGUGAGCCAGAUGGCAGCUGCGGGGGUCGACACAGCCCUGGGAGGGCUGGAGAAGCUGGUGGAGUACCUGCUGCCGGAGGAGGAUGAAGAAGCAGAUCAGAAGCCCAAAGAGAAGCGUGGGUCAGCAGCCAAGGUCUCCCAGCAGCAGCCCAGUGCUCCCAGCACCCUGGACCGCAUAAGUACCCUGGUUAGCACUGCUUCCCACCGCGCUUACCAGCAAACCACCCACGGCCUCCAGCGUGCCAAAGCCAAAGGGCAGGAGCUGGCCAUCUUGAUCCCCAUCGUGGGCAGCCUGGCCAAGCCAAGCAUGCCCGAGGCGCCGCGGGGCCACGGUGAUGGGGAGAGCACCAGGGCCGGCUGGAUGAGCCAGCGGCAGAGCAAGGUGCAGGAGCAGAAGCAGGAGAAGGUGGGGAAGAAAGAUGACAACCACUCGAAGGAGGCAGAGGACAGCCCCGGACUGGUGGGCAGUGUGGCUCAUAACCUGCAAAGCGCCUGCGCCUCUGGCAUCUCCAGUGUGAAGAAGGUCCCGGCUGUGGCCUGGGAUGCAGCAGAGGGGUUGAUCCUCUUCACCCCCCGCAGACUGUCCAAGGCCAUGGAGACAGUGGAUGCCCUUGGGGGCACCCUUGUCAGUGCCCCCAAGCAUCUCCUGGGCACCCUGUACAGCUACGUGCCGCUCCGCAGGCAGUCGGUGAAGGAAGAGGAGGCAGCCAGUAGCAGCAAACCCAGCCCGGAGACGGAGCAGAAGGAGGAGGACACCAAGCCUGACAGCCCCUCCACCGAGGACAAAUCCCAGCUGAGGGGUGACUGGCGGAUGUACCGCGGCCAUCAUCCCCUCUCCUUCCUGGGGCUCGAGGACCCCCUUUUCCUGCGGCACAACCUCUACCGCAGCUCAGCCUUCGAGCCCGAGUGCCCCCUCCCGCGGAAAUCCGCCUUCACCCCCUACAACAGGCGGGUGAGUGAGGGCUCCUACCGUUUCAGCCCGGAGGCCAUGUACAGCCGGGCUUACUACACCAACCUCUACAGCCCGGCCUUCAAGAAGGACUGAGCCACGAGGAGGAUGAGCACAUCCCAGCUCCCCUCUAAGCGCCCCCAGCACGCUUCGCUCGGGCCCCCACCAGCUGCCCACACGCACCCCUGUACCAGGACAGGAGCUCAAAGUGGUAGACGUGCCAUGGGAUGUCUUCUUCUGAAGCGCGUCGGGGCCAGGAUGGUGGAAUAAAGGCAGCCAAAAACCCUGUUGGUGGAAGGAGAAGGUAGAGGGAGGUGGGACCAGAAGUGACCAGAGAGGCAAAGGAGAUGUGGAAAGAAUGGUGAGACCAGAGAAAAGAAAAAGGGACCAACCAGGCCUGGUACUAGGCUAUACUGGUCCCUCUUGAACAGAUAGCCUGGACUUAGAUGGGCUUCGUGCUGAGAACAGUGCUGAGACACAGAAGGGAGAACAGCAAAGCCACCAGACAUCACCACAGCAAGCCUGGUUCCCCACCCUUCCUCUUUCUGUCCCUCCUCGCAAGGCCCAUCCCUGGCCACAGAUUGAUCCCCUGUGGACAAGCUGAAGGUCCCCAUCGAGCAGCAGCACUCACAAGUUGGAAAGCCCUGGGCACCCACCUCCAGCUCAUGGUGGGAUGGGUGGUGGGGUCAAGAAGAAAAACGGUGAGAACAAGUGGAGCUCCUGGAGGCCCUCUCUCCCACAGAACAGCCUGGCUUCCCGCAGCACCUUGUUGUAACUGCUGUAAUAAUAAAUAAACUUUCCCAACCUGCCA